Messenger RNA from Racocetra fulgida, 962 nucleotides. Lineage: Eukaryota; Fungi; Glomeromycota; Glomeromycetes; Diversisporales; Gigasporaceae. The record is from the annotation of a GenBank genome assembly.
AUGUCCACACCAACCUCUCCUGAGUUUACACAAACCCCUCUAGCAUUAUCAAACGCUAUCAUAGGAGUUGUUAAUUCAUCGGAAGAGUGGAAACAAUGGAAAAAGACUAAACGACUAGAAGAAGAUUGGAAAGACUUUCUCCGUUUGCCUCAUGAUACUUAUUGGAUAUAUCGGGCAAUGGAAACUGAACGUAAAAAUAAGAUAAAGGAAGCACGUGCUCAAGAUAUCGAACCUCCUCUCAAACGUAAAAAUACCGUCCCUCCUACCUCAAGAGUUAAGAAAACUACGGUUCAACCAUCAGAAACAAAUUCUGAUAUAGCCGAAGUUGAUGAUGAGUUUGAUGCCUCAUUAAUUGCAUAUAAUGAAAAUGAUUUUUCAAAUCACAAUAGUAUUACUUACAAUAAUACUGAUAUUCCUAAAUCACCUACCAUUACUCCUCGUAUAAUGAGUUCCUCAAUACCUUCAAGAAUUCCAGUCCAAUCAUCUGCAACAAGUUUCAAUUCAAUUAAAGCUAAAAAUUUCGAACUUGACAGUGAUGACAAUGCAUCUGAAUCAUCUACCACUAUGUCUCGCACAAUGAGAGUUUCAAGGUUUUCAAAAGUUCCAGCCCAGUUAUCAGCAACAAGUUUUAAGGCAAUUGAGGUUGAUAGUUCUGAAGCUAGAAAUUGUAAUGAUGCAUCUGAAUUAUCUGCUGUUACCUCUCGUACAAUUAAAUUAUCGACACAUUCAAGAAUUCCAACUUGGUUAUCAGCAACAACAACAAGUCCUUCAAGGUCUACUAAUCCAGCCCGAUUAUCAGCAAAUUCCAAAGCAGUUGGGGUCGAUCAUUUUACAAUUAACAAUGAUAAUGACAUAUCCGAAUCACCUAUCACUACCUCUCACGCAAUGAGAACAAGAUCUUCAAAAAUUUCAACACGAUCGUCAGCAAGUUCCAAUAGAGUUGAAACUGAUGAUGCUCAAUC